AUGACCCUGGAUGUGCGUAAAUGUGACGAGAGAUCUACCGGCGGAAACCCACUCCAAGAUAGGGCUGUAGCGAAGAGAGACGGUAUCUUUUCAUCUGUUCUCUGUCGAAUCUCACAGCUUUGGCCUGUCAGAUUUACGAUGCGUGCUCUUCGUGGCUUCUGGUGGCUGCUUGGCUGGUCGUCUCCAGAGAAGGCCCUCCCAGAUCCCGCUAAAACGGAGGGAGAUUCGCCUCCUGCCCGACAGUGUAGAGCGGGUAGGAAACGUUUGCGUUGGGCCACACGCUUGCUGUUGACCCUCUUACCCCGACGAAUGCAGAGCGCGUUGGGUUACCCUGUCUGCACCACAAUUGGGUGUCAAGUGUCCCCAGAUGUGAGCUGCUCCCCUACCAAACCGUGUGGAAAAGGUAGCAAAAGGAAACAGGAUGACAUUGACGAGGAGGAUGAGGAGCCACAGGAGCAGCAGUCGUGGGUAGAGGCGCUCAAUCAGGAGCUUGCCGACGAAGACCAAACCGCAGAUCCUGACUAUGAGCCCACUACCAUUGAGACCGACAGUGAAGAGUACCGGACACACAAUGACACUGAAAGUGACCUUGAAAUCGAUAAGGGCGUGGCCGUGAUCAAAGAUGUAGAGACGCCCAUUCCGGUCUUGUCUCAUUUUUCCGGGAGUCGACCAGCUGUCCCCAAAAUCCUGCCGCGCUGUCAGAGCGGGAGCUUAGCGCCUGGUGCAGGAGACGAUGCGGACAGGCAGAGUGCCACGGGAUUAGACGAGCCCUCUGAAGUAGGCCACUCAGCGAGCCAGAGCUGA
Messenger RNA from Chanos chanos (milkfish), 804 nucleotides. It is a transcript of the gene org, whose product is annotated as oogenesis-related gene. Lineage: Eukaryota; Metazoa; Chordata; Actinopteri; Gonorynchiformes; Chanidae. The coding region runs from base 1 to 804 and encodes 267 amino acids. The transcript has 6 exons. The record is from RefSeq and is a predicted model, not a curated record.